UGUGCUUGGCUCAAUAAUCCCCUCCCUGAGCAGCCACUGCAAGUGGUGUCGGUAGCGCAGCUGUCGUGUUGGAUGGGAUGUGUGUGUCGCUGUGUGUGUGUGGUCAAUAGUGAUGAAGUCCCACAGAACUGAGGAUUCAUGACGGUCAGUGGUGGGAGGGGCCCGUCAUAUACCAUAGUCACACUUUCGAGGUGGCCCUGGAAGUCCAGCCCCAAUAGCACAGGAGCGCACAGAUUAGGCAUGACCAGUAGCGCAAAGUUCCGAUGUUCUGUGCCUUGCACCACCAAAGUCGCUACACAACCUCCCCAGAUGUCUAUGGAAUGCGACCCAGAAACCAAAUGGAUCUUCUGACUUACUGGCCGCGUUGCGAGUCCGCAGCGUUGUACUGUGUCCGGGUGAAUGAAACUCUUAGUGCUGCCCGUGUCAAACAGGCAUCUAGUCCUGUGCCCCUCCACCCAGAUGUCCAUCAUGGACCUUGCAAGCUGGUGUGGGGCGCUUUGGUCGAGGGUCACAGUGGCCAGAGUUGAAUCGCCGUCGGGGUACCCGGUAAGCGUUGGGGGCGGGGCAUGCUGAUGCCGACAAAGAUGGCCGCCCACAUCCGGGGUACCCGGUAAGCAUCGGAGGGUCGGGGGCGGGGCGUGCUGACACCGACAAAGAUGGCCGCCCACAUCCGGGCAUACAAGUUGGCAGCCCCCAUGUCUCACCUGCAGCGCUGCACGCCGCUUGCAGUUUAGACUUACAGACCUUGGCGAAAUGGCCCCGCUUUCCGCAGCUGGAGCAGGUCGCUUCUCGCACUGGGCAGCGUUUUUGAGGGUGCCUUUUGAGUCCACAGAAAUAACAAAGCACAGGCUUCUGACGGGCCACCGCCGUGGUCGGGUUCAGGGAGCUCGUGGAAUCGCGACUGGUAGCGGCGAUUUCGCUCGCGGAAGCCGGCAGUGGGGUCUGAGGCGUCCACGGAACCGGCGGGGAAUCGUGCAGCUUUCAGAGCGUUGGCCGUCUCAAUCGCCGAGCGUAAGGAGGUCUUCUAGGAGCCACAAUUGUAGACUCUUUGGAUACACUCUUCAUUAUGGGUCUUCAAGAGGAAUUUAGAGAAGCCAAAGAAUGGGUGGAAAGCAAUUUGGAUUUCAAUGUGAAUGGAGAAGUGUCUCUUUUUGAAGUCACCAUCCGCUUUGUUGGUGGAUUGCUAUCGGCAUACUAUUUGACAGGUGAUGAGUUAUUCAAAAUAAAAGCAAUUGAAUUAGGAGAGAGAUUACUGCCAGCUUUUAAUACUCCUACAGGCAUUCCCUGGGCCUUGAUAAACCUCCGCAGUGGAGUUGGUCGGAACUGGGGCUGGGCUUCAGGGGGUAGCAGUAUUUUGGCAGAGUUUGGCACCUUGCAUCUGGAGUUUGUCCACCUAAGUGAGGUGUCAGGUAAUCCAAAGUUUGCUGAAAAGGUGAUGGCAAUCCGAAAAGUUCUAAAUCGGCUCGAGAAACCUCAUGGUCUUUAUCCCAAUUACCUUAGCCCUGUUACUGGACACUGGGGGCAGCAUCAUGUCUCCAUUGGUGGGCUUGGGGACAGUUUCUAUGAAUAUUUGAUCAAAGCCUGGCUUAUGUCUGACAAAACUGACGAAGAAGCAAAAGCCAUGUAUUAUGAGGCAUUACAGGCUAUAGAGACAAAUCUAGUGAGGAGAUCUGCCAGUGGUUUGACUUAUAUUGCAGAGUGGAGAGGUGGAAUACUGGAUCAUAAAAUGGGGCAUUUGGCAUGUUUCUCAGGAGGGAUGUUAGCUAUGGGAGCAGAUGAUGCACCAGCAGAUAAGUCUAAGCACUACAUGGAAUUGGCCGCAGAAAUCACCUUCACCUGCCAUGAAUCGUAUAAACGAUCAGCAACUAAACUUGGUCCUGAAGCAUUUCGCUUCGAUGGAGGUGCAGAUGCCGUUGCUACAAGAAUGAAUGAUAAGUAUUACAUCCUGCGCCCUGAAGUGAUUGAAACCUAUAUGCAUAUGUGGAGAUUUACCCAUGACCCCAGAUACAGAGAAUGGGGUUGGGAGGCAGUACAGGCUCUGGAGCAGUACUGUCGAGUAGAUGCUGGAUUUUCUGGAAUAAGGGAUGUCUAUAGUACCCUGCCACACCAUGAUGAUGUACAGCAGAGCUUUUUCCUUGCAGAGACAUUGAAGUACCUUUACGUGUUAUUCUCUGAAGAUGAAUUGCUGUCUCCAGAACACUGGGUGUUUAAUACAGAAGCCCAUCCACUACCUGUAAUACGCAGGAAUACACAGGAACAAGUGAUCACAAAUGAUCAGUAACAAAAUCUAUCCUGAAGAAAGGAUAUUCUUUAUCAGUCUUUGGGGUUGAAAUAAAUUUCCUUUCCAGUAAAGGACCUUUAUUGAAAUAAUUAGAAAUGAGUUGACAGCAGUUUAAUUGAUGUGUUGUGGUAUUUGAUCUAUUCAGGACACAUUGAUUUCCUCUAUGAGGAGUUGCAUGGCCUGUUGUCUGCUUGUGGUGGGCCACACUUUAAAGCCAAGUCUCAGAAAGACACCAUUUAUACCUAAGGUUUCAACAGAGGGAGAAUGCAAACAUCAAAUUGACUGUUCUUUUUAACCAAAGGAUUAAAAUGUCACACAUAGUAUUACUGUGGUUUGCUCCCUUUCUCAUUUUAUAUAAAAAACUUGUAUUUGUGUAAAGCAAAGUAAAUGCACAUUAAGUCAGUUAUGUUUAUAAUUAAAUUAGCACCUCUGAUUUCACUUGACAAAGUGUUGCUUUGACAUUACCAACUGGGUUCUGAGGUUCCAUUAUCCAAUAACAAGGCCUUUCAUUUUCUCUGCAAGAAAACUGAUUUGUAUAUUUGCAUAAAAUGUCUAGGUGCUGCCUUUACAUAUUAAUUAUUUAUCUGAAACAUCUAGCAAGUCUGUCCAGUGCAGGUAAGAAUAUGAUGUAAAUUAGUCACAGUGCACCAAGAAGGUGGAACUUCCUCUUCAAUGGGAGCAAAUUGUCCAUUUUACACUUUGGCAAUUCUGCAUUAUCAAAAAUAAAUUUUGUAGUUUAAUGCUUAUAUUUUUAUAUUCCAAUAUUCCAUUGUUUUCCAAUCUAUACAAAGUAAAACUGAAUUUUCUGCGAUAUUUUCAUUCCACCUUUUUUAUUUGAUAAUUAUAUUGGGCAGAAAUAGUAAUUUAUGCAGUGUAAUGCAAUCCAAAUACAUUACUUAGAUAAUUGUAUAACUUCUAAUGGCAGUCAUCAUGUGAAUUGCUCCAAAAUCAGUGUACAUAUACAUCUGACAUUUAUGACUGUUUUAACAUGGACAUUUUUUGUAAUAUAGCAUUUACUUUGCUUUUGAUUGCAUUACAUGGUCUAAUCUGAUCCCAGAUGUAUCUGCUAUUUCAGUGUAUCUCAUAUAUACAUUAAAUUUGUUUUUCUGAUAUUACUCAUAUAUUCAUAGUUUGGUCACAUUUGGUUAAUUAAAACAUGAAAUUGACAAACAAGAAGGUUUAACUAGCUAAUCAGUCAAGAACCAUUUUAUCUCCUGGAUGAGAUGAAGCCAGAUAAAAAUAAAAAUUCAAUUAUGUUGGAGCAAACUCAUUCUAUUUUUUUAGCCCCCUUAGGCAACUAAGUCAUUUCCUAAUCCAUGAGAUAUCCCUUGCCCUGAUUUACUUUGCAGUUUCCUAGCUAUUAUCUGUUCUGUUGUAGAAUCAUUUGCAUUGGGGGAAAAAAUACCCAGUCCCUUGGUUCAGUAUCAGUGCCCAUUCUCUACUAUACUUCUGAUUAAUACCUUUAUGAAUAAUUCCGUGGGUGUUGGUUUUCUAGGAUUUUUUAAAGGGCCUAAACAUGGGGGAUGAAUUGUAUAUGAUUCAGGUUGUGGUCUACGUACUGGUUAGUCUUUCCAGAUUGAAGAUUCCAAAAUGAACUGUCCACAUUUGACCCACUAAAUUGUCUUGAACACCAAACCCAUCACUCAGUUGGCCAGUUUUAGGAGAUGCUGUUUGAAACUCAGCUGGUAUCAGGCCCAGUCCUCAAUCUGCUACUGUUUUCUGACAACUCAAUAAACAUUUACCUUGACUGCCAAAGUCUAGGACUGCAAAUAACAAGUCUGCUACCCCUUUAUUUGAGAGGGAGUAUAAAAUAAUUGGCAGAGAAUGGGGCAAAGGAGAGAGAGCUACAAAUUUGAGGAGAGUAAUGAUGGAAAGCUGAGAGAUAGGAAAGAGUGGUGGGAGGGCAUAAUGGGGAAGAAGAAGAGAGAUGAUGGUAGGCUUUUCAGGUUUUGUAACUAAGCUGUAAAUUUUCAUAUACUCUGUACUGUCUGCAAAUUGAGCAGCUCCCAAUCACUUGGAUAGGAAACUGUGGAAAAGCUGGUCACAAUUUUCUCAAGAAGUACUUUUUGUCUAACAUUUAAAUCCCUCAAUUUAUGUACAUGUAUUCUGUUUUCCUUGAUAAUUUAAAACUCUUUUGAAAUGAUACUUCAGUUACUAUAAGGGUAAGGCUUCUAAUAACUAUAAGUUAUUUAACGUUGCCCCUGAAACCUCUUCAACAACUUGCUUUGCUUAUCAUCUUCCCUUCCACAAUAGAACCAUAGAACAUUACAGCACAGAAAAUAAGUGAAGAAAUUCUCUAAUUUUUCAUGCUUUUUUAAAUUACUAUUACCAUUGGAGGUAAAAUUCAGGAUUCUCUUUCCAGACUGUCAUUCCUUUCCCAUGAUGUGCCCUAAACCUCACCACAAUUGUAACCCUGUUAGUGACUCGAAGUGUUUCAGUAUCUGCUCCUGGUUCCUAAAUUUAGAUACAAACCCAAAAUGUCAGAUUACUUCAUAUGAUCUUUUGUAGGAUGUGAUAGGUAAAGCCAGUUUAUAAUUUGACCUAGCAGCAUGUGGAAAUAGAGGGAGGAGGGAGGUGCUUGCUUUUUGGAAGGUGAAUUUUGAUUUUUUUUAUGGAUCUAGUUCAGUGUCCUGUCUCCAAAAGCACAAGGCAUUAAAUCUCAGAGAAAAUAGAUCAUGUAUAUUCAAAGGACUGCCAUAAUAAUACCAUCAAUAAUAGCUUCUAUAUCCUGGUAGGGUAAAAAAUAAAAUAAUUAUGCAGGUUCCAGGUAACCUGAAUAUGCAUAAUUGUAUUUUGCUCCAGCUUUGUGGGUGCAUUUUUCAUAUAAAGAGGUAUUCCUGAAUUCAUAUCUGUAAUAUAAACCUUCCAUUUGUUGUUCACUUCCAGCAAUGUAACAUGCCCUGCCUCUAUCAGUACCAUAAUACUAAUAGUGUGUAAAAAGUCUACACUAAAUAAUGGAAAAUGUCCCCGAUAAAUCGUCAAAAAUCUCUGUUUCUCAAAGUUGGCAUCCUCUGAAUGUACUGUGAAAGAUUCUCUGACAUCCUGUACUCACUUUUAAAAUUGCCUGUGUGCCUGUUUUUUUAACACUCACGGCUCUUUAUUCUAGUUUAAAAAUCUCAGUAUGGUACAAACUAUUUAAUCUGAGCACUUUCAUAUUUUUUGCAUUAAAUUAUAGAUGCCAGAUAUCUGCCCAUUCCAUCAAAGUCCACUAACUUCACAAUGUCUGCUUCUGGGUGUUAUCAGUAAGUUUCAAUAUACACUAAUAUUAUAUGCUAGUCCAAACCUAUAAUUUAUUUUAAAACAAAGGUCACAGCAAAAAUCUUAAGUGUGUCCUAUUUCUUGCAAACCAGAAACCUCUGCAUUCUGUGCCCAGCAAGCUCUCAGUCUGUUUUUACUCUUCUUCUUCGGAGUCCCUUGGAAUCAGGGAUGACUUGCUUUCAUUCUUUUAUAGGUUCAUAUUCUUCCACAUAUGGGGCAUAAUGUCCUUGUCAGGGUAGCAGGAGGUGGUUCAAAUGUGAUGCUUCUGAUGUUCCCAUCAGCUGUGGUACAUGCACAGAAUUAGUGUUCUCAAAACAACUUCAAAUAUCUUUUCUCCACUUUAAGCAGUCAUGGGCAAAAAAUUUCAAAGAGUCAGUGGGGAGUAUAAUUACAUUCCUUUUAAUACCAUAUGCCUUAAUGCUUGUAAGAAGUCUUUUUGACAUUUUCUCAAACACCAUUUAAAUUUCUAAUGUACAUCAUUCUGUAUUUCUAUUUGAGUUCUGUAAAUUCUUCAUAUAAAUUCAAUUAAAUUUGUUGAGCACGGUCUGGCUGACGGUGGCUGCUUCAUGACAUUAAUUCUUCACUAACUUGCUGCACAUUAAACACAUAAGUAGUUCAUUAAUUACUGAAAGAAGACUAAGUGGCUUGUAAUUGUUUUAUCCCAUUCCCAGUUUAUAGAUAUGGUCACUAUAAGAUCAUUUGACACUUAGAAAAUGAAAAAAAAAUUAUUAUAGAACAUUUUUUUCAAUUUUCUGUUUUACCAUGAUAGAGAAUGAAAGAUUUAUUCAGAUAUAUUUGAUGUUUAAGUGCAUGAAUAGUGCAUGGAGCCAGAUUAAUGCAGAGAUAAGGGGUCAGUAUUUUAACAGAUUUUCUGUAAGAUUAGUGACAUCCUAAAAUCUUAAUGCAGAAUUUAUAAUUUUAAUAAUGUGGUAUUGGUGAAAAUACUUGAGCCCUGACUUGAUUUCUGCAUCAGGAAUGCACCUUGCAAAUUGUGUUUUCAAAAUUCCCUUGUCCUCCAAUUUAAGAGAUGCAGAGCUAUAAUUUCACACCUCUUGCUUCCCCACUCCAAGUUCACAGCACAAACUCCUCUGGGCCUGUCAACACCACUACUUGAACCUAGCCCUACAAAAGAAGGCUUGAAUAGCACUUUUUUUGUUGGAAUCUUGCUGCUGAGUCAGUGUACAGUAUAAUAUUUGUUUUUGGUGUAUUAGCAUUUAGUGCUUUCUCUCAACUCUAAUUCUCAUCUACUCCUAAAUAUUCCAUUUAUCUCUUGCACUUUAAUACUUCUUUCACAUUCCUUUUAAGUGCACUUUAAUGUUCCAGCCAGCUUGCCUCUACAUUUGAAUGCCCACUCAUCUUGAUUCUGCACUUUAAUACUUCUCUCAUCUAGUCAUGAUGCACUUUAACAUUUCCUGCCUCUCAGCAUUACCCUUUAAACCUCUCCUCACUUGAGAUUGCUGUUCGGUAUUGCUUUCAACUACUUACAGUUCACUUUAAUUUUCCUCUCAACCGAUUUCACUGCACUUUAACUUUCCUCUCACCUUUUCUCCGUGCACUUUAAAGCAAUGAUCAGCAUGGAUAAUGCAGGCAAUGAGUUAAUUGGAGAGCCAUUUUUGCAUCCAUGUGUUUGGGUGCAUACUCCUGGUAUGGAGUCUGGUCGGUGCUAGAAUAUUUUCUUAAAACAGUAUAAACCCUAUUUUUCCCAAAUCAUUGAUACUUCAAUUCAACUGUGCAUCUAACUAUUAUUAACUGGAUUUCUAAUGAUUUCUGCUAGCAGUUGGUUCAGUAUUGUGGGGAAAACUUGGGAAGUGGGGCUAGGCCAGAAUAGCAAGUUCAAAAUCUGCUAUAUUUUAAAUUUUCUGGUGGUCUUGCCUCGUUUACCAAUUUUCUUGUACAACUUUCUGUAAAUCCUCGUCUUCCACCAGCUAGUAAAUCAUAUGCAACAGGAUCCCAUCUUCUCACUUUCAGGUGUCCUUCAUCUAUUCUCAGAACAAUGAUACCUGCUUGAAAGAAAGCAAUGUUGAAGAUUGUGGAUUUAAAAUGCAAACAAUAUUUUCCAAUAAAUAUGAGUCAGCUAAUUUAAACAAUUGUUAGGUGUGUAAAAUUCAUCAACAAUUUAUCUAAAACAAACCAUUGCAACAUUUCUCAUCUCUCACUCCUCAUUAAAGUCUUUUUUUUAAAGUCUCCAGCCCCAUCAGUGUCAGUUCUUCCAUUUACUUAGACUGUAGAUAGAACAACUAUGGAGUGACAGUGUAUUUAAUGUCCAUUUUGCUUGCCAUCAGUGAAUGUUUUAACAGUUAAUGUGAAGAGGAAGUACAGUCACUACGGUGUUACUUUUUUCUCAGUCAAUAUUCAGAUAAUUGAUUAAAAAGUCAGACAAAGCACUACUCUCAAAAAUCUAAAAAUAUUUUUCAAAAAGAAAAUAACUUAGUAGUGGCUAUUCUGCACCAGUAUUUUGCCUAGUGUACUACAGUUUCUUGUUUCCAAAGGAGAUCAGCUAAAUUAGGACCAAUUGUAGAUCUAUUCUGUUCCACUCUGGAUCUGUUCCACAGUAGAUUCAGAGUCUACACAGAAAGAAACCACUCAGUCCACCUGAUCUUCAUUUCCUUUUGGAACUGCUGACCAGUUCUAUUCUCGGCCUAAAGCAUUGACUCUUUAUUCCUUGCCAUAGAUGCUACCUGUCCUGCUGAGUUCCUCCAGUAUUUUGUAUGUUACCCUGGAUUUCCAGCAUCUGCAGCAUCUCUUGUGUCUACUCUUUUGGUCUCUGACUUUGGCUCUUCAAAGUUUUCUGUUUCAUGCUUUACCUUAUUUUUUUUUGAAUAAAUUGUGUGCAUGAUCCCAUUUUGACAUAGACUUCAAAUCUCAGUUGUUCUACAAAAACACACAUUCCAUACAAGUUAUUGACCCUUCAAUUUCUCAACAUUUAUUAGUUUUCAUGCUCUUGUGCUUGAAGAUGAGCAAUGCCAGCUUUUCCAUAAUCGUAAUCCCUGUGGGGCCAUUUUAGUAAAUCUCUUCAAAGCCUUCAUGUCCUUCAAGGCUAGUAUUAUUCCGUACUAAUCCAAGUCACCGUUAAAUUUCUUCCAGAUUAUUGUUUCUGUAAAGUCCCCACCUCUGAAAUUAAUCACUCUUUCUAAGUACCAGGUCCACAGUUCUCUCCAUAGUUGAAAAAGGGUGCACUUCUAGUCCUUUCAUUGGAAGAUGGUGGCUAGCACCUCUUCAUUUCCUACCUAAACUUCUGGGAGAAACCAUGAGUCCAUUGAUCUGGACCAUGCUUCAUCUUAUUUGCAUCUCAGUUGUUAUCCCAAUAACCUGCUCAGUUGCCACAGCUUUAUCGAUAUCCUUUGCUUUGGUCAGUAUCUAUCCCGAUCAUACAUAUUAUUUGAACGUUCAUGGGCUUGAUUAAUCAUCUGACAUCAUUUUGUCAAAUGUACUCAUUGAAGAUCUUUGAUUCCACUUUUACAUUGGCAAUCAAAGUAUUCUUGUACUUCUCCCCUUUGUUUUGAACUUCUCCAACCUUAUCACCUUGAUUCUUCCUUGUGUUGUCAAGCUGACAUUUGUUCUUUCUCUGUUUCGACCUACUCUAACCACCAUACCACCUACAUCACUGCUCUAAUUACACUCCUUCCCCUCUUGAAGAAAUGUAACCAGACUAUAUCCAAACCAUUGAUUUCUGGGGUAUUCUUUGGACAUUGUUUUAGAAAGCUAUUUCUUGUUCUAAAAAAAAAUCAUGUCACUCUUGGUACUUAGGUUCAGACUGCAUUGUAAUCUCCAUAAAGCAUUGUGCUCAGUCUUUCAGAUUUAUCAACUUAAUAAAACUUAACUCAUAGAUUGAGAAUUGUGGUAUUGGAUUAAAUAAAGGCACUCAUUUCAACAUAAUUUGUCUUUCUUUUCAAUCAUUCCUUGCAAAUCAGUUCAGCUGUCAUUUUAGUUGCCCACAAAUUCAUUUAAAGUGUACAGGUUGCCUGUUGCAGGUAAGGUGAGAGAGUGUAGUAGCCACAGAGUUUCAGCCAUAAUCUCAUUGAAUGUUGGGGUGACUCAGAAAGCCACAUGCACUGCUGCUACUCCAGUUACUGAACACCUUUGUUCAAGUAGAUUCUGUCUUUGACUUUCUCAAAGAAUGCUGUCUUUUCAGGCAGUGAACCAAAGCUGCCAAUAUAGUAAUUCAUUCAUUUAGCACUUCAGAAUACUUCUGUUCUUUAAAAUACUGUGCUGUUGGACACUUACAAACAGUUUAGUCUGAGCACUUAUAACUUAUUUUGAUAUUGAUUGACAAUAAUUAGUGGAUUACAGUUAAAUUUAUGAAUAUUGAAGCAUUACUAUUCAUGGUGAUCUUGGAUUCUGGCUGACUACAAAAUAUUCUUGAUCACUGGAAGAUAUUGAGGCCAUGUUAUUGUUUAAGUAGUAUGGAACAAUGUGUUGAAUUCUGAUAUCUCAUCAAGUUACUUGAUUAUCAACAUGUAACUGGCUCAGGUGGAUAUAUUAAAAUGUCAGGAUAAUCACUGGCCUAACAAAUGCAUGUAUUGACACAUUUAUAACCAUAAUAAUUGAUCCUCCUGUGCAUUUUGUGUUGGUUCUUUACACUUGGGACCCACAACAGGUUAAUGUUUACAUGACAAAGUAUAAGCAAUAAUCUGAAGCACAUGGAAUUCUGACUAGUAGCUUUGAUGCAUGGAAAAUGGGAAAAUAGAGAACUCAACAGCAACUAUUUUGCUUUUUUAAUUUUUUGGGUUUAUGUAUUCAUUGGUCCUCUGGCUAUUUCAUCUUUGAAUUUGAAAGCCUCCAGCAAACUAACUGAUUUAAUUUAUUGUGCUUGAUUCUAGUAGAAGUAUGUGAUGUACUUUCCUGAUGAGCUUAUUGAUGAAUUAUAUAUUCAUUGCAUUUGUAUCAAAUCUACUUGGGACAUACAGUAUUCAUGCAUAAAAAACAUUUUAAAUGGAUGUUAUUUAAACCCCUUAGCAAAGUGUACCUCAGUUGGUUCCCUUUGGCAUAUAGUGUAUAAAAAUCAAUAAUUAUCAAAUACUGACCAAAUUAAUAAGUAUUUUUCCUGAUAAAUUGAUUCCAAAAUGAACACAUUCUCAAAUGAUUGUUUUACAUCAGCAUCUCUGUGUGGUAAAAUUGAUAUUAUGUGGAGAUAAUAGCCGCCCUUAAGGGGAAAACAGUGGAGUUUGUAAAGAGCAAUGUCAGCUUCAAUACUCUGAAUCUAUUCAUUACAUCAGAUCAUGAAAUGCCAAGUGUUUCUUACACAAUGCAAUACACAGUAUUGUGCACUGAUUGCAUAACAGUACAUAUACAUCAAAAAAAGUAUUUUAUACAGUUAGCUUUGCAUGUUGUAAGAUGGAGGAGUUAAAUAGAAAAAGUUGCUGUGCUGGCGUUAUGCUUAGAAAUCAGGUGAAUAAAGAGGACAUAUUUUAUGUUGCAAGGUAUUUUAAUUUUUGAGUAUUUGUAUUUUUCAUUUUAGAUCAAAUGUGUACUUCUAGAUUUGUGUUGAUAUUGAAUUUCUGUUAAAAUUUUAAUCAAAACUCUGCAAGAUUGCAAAGGACGCAAAACCAAUGUGAAUUUUUUCUAGUGCUCUAAAAAUAAUGUAAUUUUUCCAGUUAUGAAAGACCAAGAUAUGUAAUAAGUUUGGUAUAUUGUAACUAAUAACCUUUAUAAUUAAAUAUUGAUAUAUUGCCACAGACAUCAAA
This is a messenger RNA of Hypanus sabinus (Atlantic stingray), 11223 nucleotides long. Its product is annotated as mannosyl-oligosaccharide 1,2-alpha-mannosidase IA-like. Bases 1067 to 2281 code for a protein of 404 amino acids. Gene Ontology annotation, molecular function: mannosyl-oligosaccharide 1,2-alpha-mannosidase activity; calcium ion binding. The record is from RefSeq and is a predicted model, not a curated record. NCBI's taxonomy places the organism in Eukaryota, Metazoa, Chordata, Chondrichthyes, Myliobatiformes, Dasyatidae. Gene Ontology annotation, cellular component: Golgi membrane; endoplasmic reticulum; extracellular exosome. Gene Ontology annotation, biological process: carbohydrate metabolic process; N-glycan processing. The transcript has 11 exons.